AUGGAAUUCAUGAGAGUAACGGAAGAGGUUCUUCGACAACAUUGGAAACAAAUUUUACAAAUAUUUCAAAAAUCUUUAGUUGAUCAAGAUGAUAUCAGUUGUGUAAUAUCACAUUUUCAUCACGCAGUCACUUUACUUACUAAUGAAGUCGCUAGUCACGAUCGUCCCGGUCCUGUACUCUUAUAUUUUAUUUCGGAAUCUAUACUUGAUACAUUCUUUAUUUGGUCAUUAAGUUGUCCGGAAUAUGCAUCUGAACUUAAAUAUCAUCAAUUACGUUGUUUUGAAUUUCUUCUUAGUCCAUUUCUCCGAACAAUAUUUUCCAAAUUAGAAAAUAUGUUACAAAAUCCUUUACAUGUAAAUCUUUUAUUAACUGGUAUAAUCUCACGAUUAGCACAUUAUUCUCAACCAUUAUUACGUUCAUUAUUAUUGAAUCAUAGUCUUGUACUCGAAACAAAUGUCAAAUCACUUUUUCAAAUUCUUUCAAAUCUCAAAUCAAAACUUGAAACUAUUUCUCAAACAUAUAAUGAUUUUAAUAAUCUUGUUCAAUUAGCUCAUGAAACAUUAUAUCAAAGAGAAAAUAAUACUAAAGAAUCUGAGGAAUCAUCUAGACGAACACGUUCUCCAUCACGUACACGAUCAAAAUCAGCUGAUCCUGGAAAAGAACCUGUCUCAAAACGAACACGUAUUAUGAACUUUUUUCGUGGUCGUAGUCGAGUAUCCGAAAGAGUAGAUAAUAAUAUCAAAGAACGUGAUUAUUCUCAAGUAACAUUAAUUGAUAAAACAUCAAUGAAGUUUAUUAAUAUUCGUGAAAAUCAUCAAUCUGUAUCUGUAAGUGAAUGGGAUGAUCCUAAAACACGUAAUAUUGCUUAUUGUGCUGUUAUAUUUAAUGAAUUUCUCAAAGAACUUGCCGCUAUUACAUUAGAACAUAGCGUACAACAAUUUGAUGAUGAUCAAAUAUUUGACGAUAUUUCAUCAAUACAAUUAUUAUAUUAA
Molecule: messenger RNA, 993 nt
Organism: Adineta steineri
Lineage: Eukaryota; Metazoa; Rotifera; Eurotatoria; Adinetida; Adinetidae
Source: the annotation of a GenBank genome assembly